GAAAACACCCGAUUUGGCCGAACAGUUCAGAAAUGCCGUCAGUUCUCUCAUGCUAUACGAGUGCCCCAACCCUGACCUCAAUGACAAUCUGUCGAUGGAUUGGUUCGUGAUUUCGGCCAAAAAGUAUCAGUUGAACGGAAAGUCGAUCGAAGAGUUGUGCGAAUACAACGCCGAAGUGGCCGCACAACUGAAUCGGACACAAAUCUCACAGACCUGGAAGAUAUUGAUGCAAAUGUUUAACACAAACGUCAGGAACGCUACCCUCAGCGGCAGCGGUAAUGUCAACUCGAUUACAGUCGGAACCAUUACCGACUUUAAUGACAAAAGUGAUCCAAACAAUCCCAGUCGACACGCCAGUGGCAGCACCGGUAGGCAUCUGAGUGGUGGCAAACCCAUUGAUCAAUUCAAUACGAACGACACGUCUGGCAAUGAAGACGAGUCCGACUUGAGUGAUAUUAUUGAAGACAACAAGCCCAAUUCUCCGACCACUAGUUUGGAUGAAGACGACGAAGUGCUUAAUCCAAUGAAUUUCAUGUCCAUCAGUGAUAGUGACUCUCAUUCACAUUCAGUGCUGUCAUCUCGAGCGCCGCCGAACCCCGUCUGGCCCUUCACCGGUUUGGUGGCAGAAAUGUUGCACUUUUACGCCUCUCAGGGCGACGUCCAAACCUCGGUCUCCAUUCUCAUCGUUUUGGGCGACAAAAUGAAGACAUCGAUCGACGUGUCGAUUCAGCAACAGUGGUAUCAGUCAUACAUCGAUCUCUUAAGCCGUUACGAGCUGUGGAGUGUCGCUAAUAAAGUGAUCCGUUUGUGUCCGCAUCCGUACAUCAAUACUAUGAACCAGUCGUCGACCACAAUAUACACGACGUGUGGUGUGUGUCGUAAAGCUCUGAACUCAAAGGUGAGUUGGCUGUGCGAACGAUGUCGAACUGCGCCCUCAAACUGUUCCAUAUGUCAUGUGGCGGUCACCGGUCUCUAUGUCUGGUGUCAGGGCUGCGCACACGGAGGACAUCUGCAGCACAUCCAGGAAUGGUUGGCCAACAACACCCUCUGUCCCGCCGGUUGUGGCCAUCACUGCGAAUAUACU
Medioppia subpectinata is the source of this 1084-nucleotide messenger RNA. The record is from the annotation of a GenBank genome assembly. Lineage: Eukaryota; Metazoa; Arthropoda; Arachnida; Sarcoptiformes; Oppiidae.